This is a messenger RNA of Trachymyrmex cornetzi, 1078 nucleotides long. RefSeq names its product sphingomyelin phosphodiesterase. Gene Ontology annotation, molecular function: acid sphingomyelin phosphodiesterase activity. Gene Ontology annotation, cellular component: lysosome. The record is from RefSeq and is a predicted model, not a curated record. Lineage: Eukaryota; Metazoa; Arthropoda; Insecta; Hymenoptera; Formicidae. The transcript has 5 exons. The coding region runs from base 80 to 1078 and encodes 332 amino acids. Gene Ontology annotation, biological process: sphingomyelin catabolic process; ceramide biosynthetic process.
GGCACAUGGUGUGUGUCGUCGGCUACCGACGAGAGUAGUUGAUGUCACACGGUACCAAUACCAAAGAGUACAAAAUAGCAUGCCAGAUCAAGGCAGAAUAUUAAGUCGCAUCUUUCUAUUUUGCGUUUUCCUGACCAAUUCGACAUGGAUUAUUGUCGGAAAUCCCAUUUGCUACAGAACGAAACGGGAAGUGGAGAUAGCAUCGACCAACUGGACCGCCUUAGCCGACGAAUGGAUCGCAGCGAAAGCCAGAGCUGCCGAGAAGAUGGACGUCGCUUUACUGCCAUUCAAUGAGAGAUUCCGAGAACUACCGCCUACAGCGGAAACCUUUAUCGUUAAUGGCACGAGCCCGGAACAGUUGGAACGAUUAAAUUAUUCACGGAUGUUAUGGGAUAUCGAAACGGUUCAACCAAACGGACACCUAUCUGGAUUUGUGGACAAAGCUCUUAAGCUGCUAGAUUUAAGACAAGUGAUGAUGGAGGUCGAAACCUCUGUUAUGUCCAAGGUCUCUUGUACUGCUUGUAAAGUCGGCGCUGGUUUGCUGCAGCACUACAUAAAGAACGGCAAGAAUGACGAGGAGAUCAUGGCUAGCAUUUAUCAGUUCUGCGUAUCGCUCAACAUACAGAGUCCCCGAGUUUGUCACGGAGUAACCAUGCUCUUUGGGGGAGAGGUGAUUUAUGUCCUGAAACAGGUUAACAUGGGUCCGGCGCAGAUCUGCAGCUUCGUGAUCGGCGAUGCGUGCGAUGAUACUUUUAAUCCAUUGCAUGAAUGGGAGGUGGCCUUUCCACCGGUUAAAAAGCCGCCGAUCAAGCCGCCGAUCCCGCCACAGGAAGGCGCGCCGACAUUCAAGGUCCUGCACAUUUCUGACACGCACUACGAUCCAUAUUAUCAUGAGGGUGCGAAUGCAGAGUGCAAGGAGCCGCUCUGCUGUCGGCUAACAAACGGCGCUCCGUUGACUACCUUUGCCGCUGCCGGACGAUGGGGCGAUUAUAGAAAAUGCGAUACACCGAAGAGAACGAUCGAUCAUAUGCUUAAGCACAUCGCCGACACACAUUCGGUGAGUAGCACAUGCGAUUAA